Molecule: messenger RNA, 456 nt
Organism: Serpula lacrymans var. lacrymans S7.9
Lineage: Eukaryota; Fungi; Basidiomycota; Agaricomycetes; Boletales; Serpulaceae
Exons: 5
Coding region: 1-456 (151 amino acids)
Source: RefSeq, a predicted model, not a curated record
AUGGGUACUUUGCAAUUUUCAGGUCGUCUGUAUUGUAACACCCAAGCAGCUCAGAAAGAGGCAUUGGAAGCCAAACAUCAAGAGAUAAGAAAAAGGGCAGCUGUUGUAAUGGAAGAAGAGGAUAAUUACGACUAUGAUGAUGACCCAGUUAUGCCACUAAACCCUCCUAGAAAAAGACAAGCCAUGGACUCAGACCAUGAUUCCGAUGAGGAUGAUUUUCAAGGGAUCCUAACUCAGAAAGCACCUACAGGGGAUAAUGAUGAGUAUUACGAGGAUGAGGAAGCCAGAGCAAAAAAUUCUGAUAACAAGGGAAAAGAUGGACCAAUUCUGGAUGAGCAACCCAAUUUCAGACCCAUUAAAAUCUUCCACGCCUUCAUCCAGGAUGUCUUCAACUUCUACUUCUAUCUUGACACCUACAGCUGUCUCUUUACUGUCAAAAUUUGGGAAAAGACGUAG